Molecule: messenger RNA, 2175 nt
Organism: Otolemur garnettii (small-eared galago)
Lineage: Eukaryota; Metazoa; Chordata; Mammalia; Primates; Galagidae
Gene: HSF1
Product: heat shock transcription factor 1
Exons: 14
Coding region: 167-1849 (560 amino acids)
Biological process (GO): regulation of DNA-templated transcription
Molecular function (GO): DNA-binding transcription factor activity; sequence-specific DNA binding
Source: RefSeq, a predicted model, not a curated record
GCGGCACAGGUGGGAGCGCGCCCGUCGCAAGAUGGCGGCGGCCAUGCUAGGCCCUGGGGCUGUGUGUACGCAGUGGCCAGCGGCGCGGCCCGUGUGGCAGGCGUGGCGAAGGCUUUAGCUCGACCCUCGGCUCCCCUUCGUGUCCGCUCUCCUUGUCUCGCCCAAGAUGGAUCUGACCGUAGGCCCCGGUGGGGCGGGGCCCAGCAACGUUCCGGCCUUCCUAACCAAACUAUGGACUCUGGUGAGCGACCCAGACACCGACGCGCUCAUCUGCUGGAGCCCGAGUGGGAACAGCUUCCACGUACUCGACCAGGGCCAGUUUGCCAAGGAGGUGCUGCCCAAGUACUUCAAGCACAGCAACAUGGCCAGCUUUGUGCGGCAGCUCAACAUGUACGGCUUCCGGAAAGUGGUCCACAUUGAGCAGGGUGGCCUGGUCAAGCCUGAGAGAGAUGACACUGAAUUCCAGCACCCUUGUUUCCUGCGUGGCCAGGAGCAGCUCCUCGAGAACAUCAAAAGGAAAGUGACCAGUGUGUCCACCCUGAAGAACGAGGACAUAAAGAUCCGCCAGGACAGCGUCGCCAAGCUGCUGACAGAUGUGCAGCUGAUGAAGGGCCGGCAGGAGUGCAUGGACUCCAAGCUCUUGACCAUGAAGCACGAGAACGAGGCCUUGUGGCGGGAGGUGGCCAGCCUCCGGCAGAAGCAUGCCCAGCAACAGAAAGUGGUCAACAAGCUUAUUCAGUUCCUGAUCUCAUUGGUGCAGUCAAACCGGAUCCUGGGAGUAAAGAGAAAGAUUCCGCUGAUGUUGAAUGACAGCAGCUCGGCACAUUCAGUGCCUAAGUACGCCCGCCAAUACUCCCUAGAGCAUGUCCACAGCUCUGGCCCAUUCACGGCUCCAUCCCCGGCCUACAGCAGCUCCAGCCUCUACCCCCCAGAAACUGUUGCCAGCUCUGGACCCAUAAUCUCCGACAUCACUGAGCUGGCCCCGGCCAGCCCUGUGGCCUCCCCAGGCGGGAGUGUAGAUGAGAGGCCCCUACCCAGCAUUCCCCUGGUGCGUGUCAAGGAGGAGCCCCCCAGCCCACCUCAGAGCCCCCAGGUGGAGGAGGCGAGUCCUGGGCGCCCGUGUUCUGUGGACACCACUUUGUCCCCAACUGCCCUCAUCGACUCCAUCCUGCGGGAGAGCGAGCCCACGCCUGCCUCGGCCAUGGCCCUCACAGAUGCUGACACUGGGGGCCUCACAGAUGCCAGGAGCCACCCCCCCUCACCCCCACCCCCUUCCACCCCUGAGAAGUGCCUCAGCGUAGCCUGCCUGGACAAUUUGGCUCGCACUCCACAGAUGUCUGGGGUCACUCGCCUCUUCCCCUGCCCCUCCUCUUCCUCUCUGCAUGGCCGAGUCCAGCCAGGGAAUGAGCUCAGCGACCACUUGGAUGCCAUGGACUCCAACCUGGACAACCUACAGACCAUGCUGACAAGCCACGGCUUCAGCGUGGACACCAGUGCCCUGUUGGACCUGUUCAGCCCUUCAGUGACCAUGCCUGACAUGAGCCUGCCUGACCUGGACAACAGCCUGGCCAGUAUCCAGGAGCUCCUGUCCCCUCAGGAGCCCCCUAGGCCUGUGGAGGCCGAGAACAGCAGCUCCGACUCAGGGAAGCAGCUGGUGCACUACACAGCACAGCCCUUGUUCCUGCUGGACCCCGGCUCCGUGGACACUGGGAGUAGCGACUUGCCAGUGCUUUUUGAACUGGGCGAGGGCUCCUACUUCUCCGAGGGAGACGACUACACAGACGACCCCACCAUCUCUCUGCUGCUGGGCUCGGAGCCUCCCAAAGCAAAGGACCCUACUGUGUCCUAGAGGUCCCAAGAGGGGGACAAGGCAGGCACGCUCCCUGGGCUACCACAUCAGACACCACAGCCCCCGGGCAGGCAGAGGGGCUUGGGCUGAAGGUGCCUAUGGUUGAGAGCAGGGAUCCUAGGCCUGCCCAUCCAUCUGCUGCCUUCCCAGCCACACCUGGACUGGCCCUGCAGGUUGUUCAUAGUCAGAAUUACUGUAUUUUGGAUUUUUACAUGAGCGCCCACUUCCCUUUCCAUAGAAAUAUACAGAUAUAUACACAGGUGGACUGACGGACAGACAGACGGACAGACAAGACAGAGAAGAGACCUAUAAAUGGACAGGCUUUA